AUGCACAAGGCCGGUAAAAGAAAUACAAACGCCGACGCCUUAAGUAGAAAUCCUAUAUGCAACAUUAAGAAAGACGAAGAGAAUGAAGAAGACAAGGAGAAGACAAUGCGCGAAUAUACAGAAGAAGAGAAACAGCGGAUAUUAUAUGAAUAUCACGAUUCACCGACAGGAGGACAUCAAGGUGUGACACGCACACUAAAUAGAAUACGAUUAACGCACAACUGGCGAGGCAUCACAAGAGAUGUCGAAAAUUAUAUAAGCAAAUGCGAGAAUUGUCAGAAAAAUAAAUUAAGUCGGAAAACAAAAAUGCCAUUAGAAAUUACGGACACCCCCAUAAAACCUUUCGAGAAAUGCGCACUCGAUAUCGUAGGACCACUAACGGUAACUACAGCAGGGGAUAAAUAUAUCCUCACCUUUCAGGAUAAUCUAACGAAAUUUAGUAAAGCAAUACCUAUUGCAAACCAGGAAGCCGCAACAGUAGCAAAAGCGUUUGUAACGCGAAUAAUUGUUGAAUACGGGAUACCAGAAAAAAUUUUAACCGAUCAAGUCUACGGACGCGAAGCUACCUUACCAACAUCACUAACAACACCUCCAAAACCAUCAUAUACUUAUGAUGACUAUGCUCAAGAAUUAAAAGAACGAUUACGAGCAACGAAUCAAAUAGCCAGAGAACACAUCAAGGAAGAAAAAAUCAAGGCAAAAGAAUAUCACGAUAAAAAAGCCAAAGAAAUUAAAUUCAAAAUAGGGGACAAAGUACUUCUAUACGACGAAACUCUCCGUCGCGGACGAUCGAAAAAAUUAGACGCGUUAUGGACCAGGGAUCCUAUGAACAACAAGCCCAAAAUGCACAAUAAUCCAUGUGAAAUAAUCUAA
Molecule: messenger RNA, 873 nt
Organism: Cyphomyrmex costatus
Lineage: Eukaryota; Metazoa; Arthropoda; Insecta; Hymenoptera; Formicidae
Exons: 3
Coding region: 1-873 (290 amino acids)
Biological process (GO): DNA integration
Molecular function (GO): nucleic acid binding
Source: RefSeq, a predicted model, not a curated record